This is a messenger RNA of Sphaeroforma arctica JP610, 222 nucleotides long. RefSeq lists its product as hypothetical. NCBI's taxonomy places the organism in Eukaryota, Ichthyosporea, Ichthyophonida. The transcript has a single exon. The record is from RefSeq and is a predicted model, not a curated record. The annotation marks the transcript as partial.
GUGGAUGUGGCAGAGGCACAAAACACGGCGUCGACGCGCAUGAAGAACAUCAUGGAUGGUAAACUGUUCCGUAUGAAAGCAUUGGGGUACUUUGCAGUUAUCACAGGCAAAGGGCAGCCAGACGAGAGCAUUGAGGAAAUCAAACAGUACGAGGAAGACUUCUUCGCUACCUCCAAGCUAUUUAGAGAGGGUGCGCUGAGGCCGCACCAGACCACUACACAA